AUGGGAACAAAACAUGAGGGUGGUCUAUUCGAGCAUCGAACACGCUAUAUUAUUUUGUUGCUUGGGUGGUUUUGCCUAACUUCAAUAUUUUCUAAUACAAUUGCGCUGAAUUUCACAUUUAUAUGUAUGACAAAGCCUGUUUCGAAAAAUCAAACACAGAGCGAUGUUGUCGAUUCCGGCUAUUUCACAGGAGAGCUUAACUAUGAACAGGGAGAAAAAUCGGCAUUGCUUUGGGCUCUCGGUUUUGGUACCUUUAUCGGAGUUUGGCCUUUCAAUUAUUUAUAUCUUCAAUUUGGUGCACGAUAUGUUUUCUUCUUCGCUGGUUUCCUAUCCGCUUUUUCCACAUUGGUCAUACCUCUUACAGCUUAUAUGGGCCUUGUAUGGUUUAUUGGCGCUAGAGUCCUUCAGUUAACAACAUGUUAUCUUCCUGAAUCUGUUUGGGGAGUAGCAUAUGGCGCUGAUUUCGCAGCAAUUGGCGUAAUAACCGUACGUUGGGCAUCAUUGAAACAAAAUGGCGUAUUUAUUGCUGUACUAACGAGCUUCAACAGUCUUUCGACACUUAUCACAAAUCCUAUUUCUGGUUUACUUUGUGAAUCAUCGCUUGGUUGGCCAGCUGUAUAUUAUGUGCAUGCAGCAUUUGGCAUAUUUAUAUUCACCGUUUGGAUAUUAUUUUAUCGGGAUGAACCAGAAAUGCACAAAAAUGUUUCAGGCAUUGAAUUAGAAAAGAUUCGUCGAGAGAAAUCUGAAGGGUACAUCAGCAACGAGAAAUAUGUGCCGUAUUGGGCUAUAAUAAAAAAUCCAGCAAUACUAAUUAUUUGGCUCAAUGCUUUUGUCGAAAUUGUUUCUGCUUUAUUUCUUCUAUCCUAUGGGCCUACUUAUAUCAAAUAUGUUUUGAAUAUCAGUGUUGAAGGCACGGGAUUCUUGGUUGCUCUCCAAGGAUUAUCUUUUCUACCGUUUCGAAUUGCUGCUGGCUUCAUGAGUGAUCAGAUCAAAUGCAUGAACGAGUAUCAGAAAAUGAUUUUCUUCAAUACGCUUUCAUUAGUCGGAGCUGGUAUAUUUUAUUGUAUAGUCGGCUUCAUCCCACCUGAAAAGACUUCAUUAUCCGUAUUUGCUAUUGCAGUAACUCAUGCUGUUAUGGCAUUUAAUGUUGGCGGAUUCUAUAAAUGUGGUACUUUCGUGGCUCGACAACACAGCCAUUUCGUGAUCUCAAAUAUACAAUUCAUCAAAUGUGUUGCGUUGUUUAUAUCACCACUACUGGUUGCAAUAUUUGUUACCGACGAUUCAGUACAGGAACAGUGGCGAAUUAUUUUCAUAAUUCUAGCCGUAUCAUUAUUCGUAGCGAAUUUCGCAUUCUGUUUGAUAGCAACCGAUCAACCAGCUAAAUUUACAACACUUCAUCCAGAUAAAAAAAGACAUGAUCUUGGAACUGCUUCAAUUUCAUGA
Molecule: messenger RNA, 1443 nt
Organism: Acanthocheilonema viteae
Lineage: Eukaryota; Metazoa; Nematoda; Chromadorea; Rhabditida; Onchocercidae
Source: the annotation of a GenBank genome assembly